Molecule: messenger RNA, 630 nt
Organism: Ornithodoros turicata
Lineage: Eukaryota; Metazoa; Arthropoda; Arachnida; Ixodida; Argasidae
Exons: 2
Coding region: 1-630 (209 amino acids)
Source: RefSeq, a predicted model, not a curated record
AUGAUGGACCAAAUAUGGACUCUCGAGGGAGUCGGUAUUCAAGAGCACGAGACAGAAAAACCGCAUCCUGUCAUGGAAAAUUUCGAACGAACAAUUGAAUACAAAGGAGCUAGAUACGUGGUUGCUCUACCCUGGAAAGAUGAAGUCUCAAUGGAAGACAACAAGGAUAUCGCAUUGAGACGGUUCUCACAAGUUACCAGAAGACUCACCAAAUCCUCUGAAUUGAUGAUCAACUACGGUACUGGAAUUCGUGAAUAUAUCAGGUCAGGCGUCGCUGAUAGGGGUAUAGAAUCUACGGGAACUCAAAACAAGACAGGACAUACUUACUACAUGCCACACCACGCAGGGGUAAAGGAAGACCGUAUAACGACUAAAAUAAGGAUCGUCUUCGAUGCCUCGGCGCAUGAAGCCUUCACCAGGUCAUUGAACGCCAACUUGAACGCUGGUCGAAACCUCAACCCAGACAUAAUGACGAUGCCUUUGUCAAAUAUGCAGAAGAAGGUAGACAUCGACAUCGACAUCAAAGGUGCCUGUAAAACAUCGACAUCAAAGGUGCCUGUACAAAAACUGAAAAAGCUCAUGAAAAAGCUUUGGCAAGCUUUCGGAGGGACCUACGUCGUACCUGAAUAA